Messenger RNA from Plasmodium reichenowi, 2010 nucleotides. Its product is annotated as TBC domain protein, putative. Bases 1 to 2010 code for a protein of 669 amino acids. Lineage: Eukaryota; Apicomplexa; Aconoidasida; Haemosporida; Plasmodiidae. Gene Ontology annotation, molecular function: GTPase activator activity. The transcript has a single exon. The record is from RefSeq and is a predicted model, not a curated record. Gene Ontology annotation, biological process: activation of GTPase activity; intracellular protein transport.
AUGGAAUACAAACUUGAAUUUUUAAGCUAUUUACUUAUUUUCAAAAAAAAGAAUGAAAGGAUAUCGAAAUUUGAUGAACAAAUAAAGACAUGUAUUAAUAUAUUUGAAAAAUCAAUAAUAAAUGAAAGCGAUCUAAAAUAUCUUUUUGAAAGGAAUAUCUUGGAUAUCAACCCAGGUGUGCGUUCCAUGUGUUGGAAAUUAGCUUUAAAGCAUUUAAGCUUAGAUUCAAAUAAAUGGAAUACAGAAUUAAUUGAAAAAAAAAAAUUAUACGAAGAAUAUAUAAAAUCGUUUGUCAUUAAUCCUUAUUAUUCUUGUGUAGAUAAUAAAAAAAAGGAAUUUGUAAAAGAAACAGAAAAGGAACCAACGGGUAAAAAUAUGAAGGAUGAAUAUAUUGAAUACAAUCUUGAUAGAAACAAAACAUAUUAUCAUAAAGAUGAUUCAUUAUUAAAAUUACCAAAUGACAAUAAUAAUAAAGAGAUGGAUUAUUUAGAGGAUGAAAAGUAUUCAAGUAUGGAUGAUGAAUGUUCAGAAGAUAACUGGUUACAUUCUGAAUUGUUCAGUCAAAUAAAUAAAGACACGUUUAGAACUAGACCAGAACUUUCCUUUUUUAAUUUAAACCCACAACAAACUAUUAAUAGUAAUAUAAAAAUAUUAAACAGUUUAAUUAGUACCGAAACGUUUGAUGAAGAAGAACAAAGAGAAAAAAAAAGAAAUAAUUUGGAAGAUAUACAAGGAGAACAAAUUCCUUAUUUGGUAAAUAUAAACAAUGUGAAUAAUUUUAAUAAUAAUGAAACGAUUAAAUUUUAUAAUAAAAUAAUAGACAACAGAAAUGAUCCUCAUGAUAAAAAAGAAAAUAAAAGUAAGUGUCUUGAUGGUGAUAAAAAUAUACAUGUUGAUAAAAAUAUACAUGUUGAUAAAAAUAUACAUGUUGAUAAAAAUAUACAUGUUGAUAAAAAUAUACAUGUUGAUAAAAAUUUACAUGUUGAUAAAAAUUUACAUGUUGAUAAAAAUAUAUGUGUUCAUAAUAAUUUACCAAAGGACGAAAUGAAAAACAAUAAAAACCUAUUUCCCCAAACAUGUAAAAAUAAAAAUGUCUAUAAAAAUGAUAAGCAGAAUUUUUCAGAAGUAUGUGAUAUAAUAAAACCAAAAAGACAUUAUGAUUUGUUGUGCAGGAUUUUAUUUAUAUAUGCUAAAAUUCAUCCUUAUGUUAAAUAUGUUCAGGGAAUGAAUGAGAUAUUAGCCCCAUUAUAUUUUAUCAUAUUUAAUGAUCCUUUAUGCAAUUGUACUUUACAAGGAGAAGCAGAUACUUUUUUUUGUUUUCUUGAAUUAAUGCAAAGACAGAAAGAUGUUUUUUGUGAAGGUCUAGAUAAUACAGAUGAUGGUAUUAAUGGCAAGUUAAAAAAGUUUUCUCUUUUAUUAAAAAUGAAAGAAUAUGAAAUAUGGAAAAAAUUAUAUAUAUUAAAAAUAGAAACUCAAUAUUAUGCCUUAAAAUGGAUAUUGUUAUUAUUAACACAAGAAUUUGAUAUGGCCGAUACGAUAAUAUUGUAUGAUCAUUUUAUUAUUAAUAAUAAUGAAAAUUUUAUUUUAUAUAUAUGUUUAGUUAUAUGUAGUAAAUUAAAAAAUUCUUUAUUAUGUGGUAAUUUUACGGUGAACCUAAAAUUAUUACAAAAUAUUCCUCCUUUUGAUCCAUACGAUAUAAUAAACGAAGCAAAAUAUUUAAUGAAUUCAGAUAUCAAAAAUAAUAUUAAUAUAACUGAUAUAUAUAAUGAAUAUAUUAGUCAAAAGAAAAGGAAUAAUUCUUUACAAAAUAUUCAAUAUGAUGAAUCUUCUCUUGAAAUAUUAAAUGAAUUCGAAAAACCAAUAGACCAAAAUGAAAGCACUUUAAAUAGAACUGCAAGCAUUAUUAGUAAUAUAAAAAAUAAAUUUAUUGUUCAAAAUAUUAAAAAUUACAUUACUAAAAAGAAAAUUGAUAUGAUCAAAAGAUUUGAUGAAAAUAUCGAUGAAGAAUGA